AUGCCCUUUCGGUUACCACCGGUGCGGACAAAAAGCAUCUUGGCUGGUUUGGCGAUCCUGCCGGCAGCUGCGAUCUCUUGGAUGAUAGACCCCACGACGAGCGACACGCAUACGUACACGCAGCCCAAUGAGGAGAUCUACCGCAAACGACCAGUCGUGGCGUUCUGUCAUCUUGGAAUCCAGCUGCCAACUGCAACCCUCAACACCACCCUCCUCUUCCGAAAGGAGAAAAGGCCUCCUGCAACAUCAACCCAUGUUGCCCUUUUGAUCUCAUAUCGGCGACCGUCACGUCCCCGGGUGCAGUUGGAACCCUGCCUUCUUCUCAAAGCGGUCAACUGA
Molecule: messenger RNA, 339 nt
Organism: Podospora pseudocomata
Lineage: Eukaryota; Fungi; Ascomycota; Sordariomycetes; Sordariales; Podosporaceae
Exons: 3
Coding region: 1-339 (112 amino acids)
Source: RefSeq, a predicted model, not a curated record